CCAUUCACCGGCUCUUUCUGGGUAGUCGCUCGAGCUUCUCUUCCUCUCCUCUUCCCUUCCUUCCUCCCUCCGAAUGGGCUGCUGGCGGCGGGGGAGGGACCCCGGGGGCAGCUCACAGCGCGCUGGUGCACGGGAGGCGGAGGGAGAAAGAAGGAAGGGAGGCUGUGAGUGGAGGCGGUGCUCAGAAGGGAGCGAGGGAGGGAGGGAGGAAGGCGGAGGGAUAUUCGGGCCGGACCUCUCUGCGGCGGCGCCGCGCUCCACAGCGAUUGGCCGCCGUCUUGGCCACGCGGAAUCCCCAAUUGGCCAGGUGCUCAGCGUUGAAGGGCCGCCUCGCGCCCAUUCGCCUGCUGGUUUCAAGGCCCGGGUUGGCUGGGCGGGCAGCGGAAUGGAGCGUACGGAUAGGCCGAGGGGAGGGAGAUUGAGGUGGGGCAGGAGAGAGCCGGCCGCUGAUUGGGUGGGCCUGGUAAAGGCCUUGAGCUCAGACCGGCUGAGCGCUGGAAGGAGGGUGGACCGAAGAUAAUGUGCUGGAGCUGGCUAGUACCAGCUCGGGAGCCAAAUAUGUACAUCUCUUCCCAAAUCUACAUUAGAAACAUCAUAUUAGAAGCUCAAAGUUGGUCAUGGUGGGAGUAUUUACACCACAGAAAGCAGUGGCUGCUUCCUUUCUAACCAUCCUGCCUGCGCACCAGCCUGCAUGAGUCCUCUUUGUUCCAGCUAUCCUGGGUUUCUUUUGGUUAACUAGAAAUUGAAUGAAUGAAAUUUAGUUAAUUGAAGCAUUAAAUUAAUAAAUGUUUGAAUUAAAAUGUUAGCCUGGACAUGGUGACUCAUG
Molecule: messenger RNA, 826 nt
Organism: Cebus imitator (Panamanian white-faced capuchin)
Lineage: Eukaryota; Metazoa; Chordata; Mammalia; Primates; Cebidae
Exons: 3
Coding region: 74-520 (148 amino acids)
Source: RefSeq, a predicted model, not a curated record